AUGGGACCCCCUAUCAAUGAAGAGGAUGUUGGCUUUCAGUUUCCUCAACAACAGCAACUUCAACAACAACAAGUGUAUCAUUCUGAGUUGUCUAAUCACGAACCAACUCAUCGCAAGGCAGAGAUUUUGCAACAGCAGCAACAAGCCCUUUAUCAACAGCAACUCGCGUCAAAUCAAGUGUUGUCAUUCCAAACACCUGGACUUGCACCCACUCGCACGUCCUCACAUCGACGUGUUCAAAGCACUGUUCCGAUAGGCCCAGGAAGUGCUGCUAAUUUCGGCGCUAUUCAGAAUCCAAUGGGGCAAUUUGGCAACAUUGCUGGCGCCCAAGGUGUUCCCCGGGGGCAUGGAAGGCGACACAGCGUUAAUGUCGUAAACAAGACUCCCAGUCAAAGCAAUGAAGGUUUUGAUGAUGGUUUUGCUCCUCCAUCCUCCUUUGGAGGACAUUCACGUCAAGCUUCUCGUGCUGAUUCCAGCUGGCGAAUCAUUGGUGGCGUACAAGGCAACGGCGCUUUCGCCGCUGAUCUCGCCCAAGCUCAAGCCCAGCUUCAAAGCCUCCAGCAGUUCCGUGCGGCCGCUGGUGGUCACCAUCACAAAAUGCCGUCUUUCAGUUUUCCAAAUAUGCUCCCAAAUAUGAUGGCCGCAAAUAUGAUGGGUCUCGGCCUCGGGGGCAUCAAUUUACUUCAGCAGCAGCAACAGCAGUUUCAAUCCCAACUCCAACAGCAAUCUAAUCAGCCCCAACGCAAAUCCCUUUUCGCUCCCUACCUCCCGCAAGCUUCCCUCCCUCCUCUUCUUGCUGCUGGAAAGCUGGUGGUUGGCAUUUUAAGGGUUAACAAGCGGAAUCGUUCAGACGCUUAUGUAGCUACUGAGGUUUUGGAUGCAGAUAUUUACAUAUGCGGAUCCAAAGACCGCAAUCGUGCCUUGGAAGGCGAUAUUGUUGCUGUCGAACUUUUGGAUGUCGAUGAAGUAUGGGGGACAAAGAAGGAGAAAGAAGAAAAAAAGCGAAAAAAGGAAGAGAACGCUGCCUAUGACAUGAAAUCCAGCGGACGCAAGGAUGACAAGAAGAAAGAUGAUGUCGAGGUCGAAGGCCAAGGGCUCAUGUUGUUUGAGGACGAAGAGGUUACCGAUGAGGUUAAACCUCAGUUUGCUGGACACGUCGUAGCCGUGGUUGAAAGGAUGCCGGGUCAACUCUUUUCUGGGACUUUGGGACUUCUUCGGCCUUCUUCUGCUGCUACAAAAGAAAAGCAAGAGGCCGAACGCCGCGAACGAGAAGGUGACCGCGGUGACGAACCUCGUCGUGGUCCGAUUGAACGUCCCAAGAUUGUUUGGUUCAAACCAACCGAUAAACGUGUGCCCCUCAUCGCUAUUCCCACCGAACAAGCUCCUCCCGACUUCGUUCAGAAUUCCGAGGCAUAUGUUGACAAAUUGUUUGUUGCGUGCAUCAAACGUCAUCCCAUAAGCUCUCUCCAUCCUUUUGGUACAUUAGUUGAAGAACUUGGUCCCAUUGGUGAUAUCGAGGUGGAGACGAGUGCGCUUCUCAAAGACUGCAACUUCCCGACUGAGGAUUUCAGCGAGAACGUGAUGAAGUGUCUACCACCCAUGCCAUGGACUCUCCCCGAUCACGAGUUACUGUCCCGAAAGGAUCUUCGUGGGGAACGGCUAUUCACGGUUGAUCCUGCUACUGCGAAAGACCUGGAUGAUGCUGUUUCUGUCAAGCACAUGGAGGACGGAACUUACGAAGUUGGUAUCCACAUUGCUGACGUAUCUUUCUUUGUGAAGCCAAACACUGCUUUGGAUCGUGACGCGCGCAAGAGGGCAACUAGCGUUUAUUUAGUUCAACGGUCUGUCCCAAUGUUGCCACCAGCACUGAGCGAGCAGCUUUGCAGUUUAGUUCCUGGACAGGACCGACUCGCCUUCUCUGUCAUUUUUACGAUGAACAACGACGCGAAGGUGUUGAAGAAGUGGUUCGGCAAGACUGUCAUUCGAUCGGCUGCCAAGUUGACCUAUGAGGAUGCGCAAAACCUAAUUGACGGAAGCAACGUAGGCGGUAUUGUCGUGGGCCCAGAUCAUCAAUGGGGCGCGAUCCAAUCCGAUGUUAAACUUCUUCAAAGUCUAGCCAAGAAGCUGCGAACUCAGCGAUUCCGUAACGGUGCUCUCAGCCUUGAAAGCUUGUCCUUGUCCUUCAAGUUGGAUGACAAUGGUCUACCAGUUGAUUGUGGCCAAUAUGAACGUUGUGACGCCAACUAUAUGAUUGAGGAGUUCAUGCUAUUGACUAACAUUGUCGUUGGCCAACAUAUUGCUGUUCACCUGCCUGAACAGGCACUGCUUCGCCGGCAUGACACCCCCAUCGAGCGACGCCUGUCUACCUUCACGCAACGAGCGGAGCGCCUUGGUUUCAAUAUGGAUACGUCGUCUUCUGGCGCCCUGAUGCGCUCCUUUGACGCCAUCGACGACCCAACAGCUCGCAGGUUGCUCGAGCUGUUGUCGUUUAAAGCGACGCAGCGUGCCAAAUAUUUUUGUGCCGGAAUGUUGGAUAUCGCCAAAUACAGCCAUUAUGCGUUGAACACGCCCCUUUACACUCACUUCACUUCACCCAUUCGGCGAUAUGCAGACGUCCUCGUUCAUCGUCAAUUGGAGUCUAUCUUACAGGGCGGAGCUGAACCCAAAUUUACCAUGGACCGUGACGCAGUUGCCAAAGUUGCUCAACAAUGCAAUAUGCUACUGACGGGUUCCUUUUACAGCAAACGUGAUUCUGCCGUGCUGGCCCAAGAACAAUCUGCCCACCUAUUCCUAUGCGUACUCAUCUCCGAUCUGACUAAUCGAUAUGGGCCUGUCGUCCGCCAGGCCAAAGUUGUUGGCGUUUUGGACGCUGCCUUCGAUGUCCUAGUGCCCGAAUUUGGCAUUGAAAAACGCGUUCAUGUUGAUCAGAUGCCCAUCGACAAUCACGUUUAUGAUGAACAUUCACACACACUCCAAAUUUAUUGGUCCGACCGGGAUGUCAUCAGUUGGUUGGCAGAGAAUAGUGACGAUGAACACUUGAAGAAAGUUAAGCAAAAUGCAGAACAACAUGCAUUCAAGAUGGAGGUUGCUUCUCGUUCUGUUCAUGAUGAGAAGGCUUUAUUCGACGAAGAUGACGUGGAGGAGGAUGAGAUCGUCCUCGGUCGCAACGACAAUUCGAAGGUUACCGAGGAGACAUCUAAACAGCGUCUCUUGUCCCUUGCCAAGGUCAAGCCCGAAUUUGAAGGUUUGAGAAUCUCCUCUUCAGGACACAAGAUUCAGGAUGUUCGCGAACUGAUGGCCGUUCCGGUUAUUGUCACCGCUGAUCUUACCAAAAGCCCUCCUGUGAUCAAAGUCUAUAGCGUCAACCCAUAUGCUGACCAAAAGAAAUAG
Molecule: messenger RNA, 3390 nt
Organism: Laccaria bicolor S238N-H82
Lineage: Eukaryota; Fungi; Basidiomycota; Agaricomycetes; Agaricales; Hydnangiaceae
Exons: 15
Coding region: 1-3390 (1129 amino acids)
Cellular component (GO): P-body; exosome (RNase complex)
Molecular function (GO): RNA binding; 3'-5'-RNA exonuclease activity
Source: RefSeq, a predicted model, not a curated record